AUGUCUGAAAGGAAACAACAUAGUGACAAAGAACUGGAGCCAAAUCUACGGCGUUAUAGCGAUGAGCUAGAGUCCUCCAUAGGUGCUAUAUUUGAUGACAUAGAUUUCAAUUCAAUACUUAGACAAGAUGACAUCCAAUCAAAAGCUGAUGUGGAGACUGGUACUCGAAUACCGAAUAAAGAGAUGUCCAAGAAUUCUGAGAGCUAUGGUGACGAUGACAUGAAGGACGCAAUCAACAAUGCGUUGAAUGACGUUUUCGACUUUAAAGACAAACAUGCUGGACACGAGACUUUGGGUGAUGUGGAUCAUGCUCCAGAGAGUUCCCGUGUACCACAGAUGGCACAAGACACGAAAGGGCCAAAUAGCGACCAAAAUAGAGAUUUGGGCGCACCCUCAGCUCCCAAGAGACAUGAUUUAGAUGAUGUAAUAGACAGCGUCUUUAGUGAUCUUCUACAAGGCCAACCAGAGAAUAUUGAAGAGCCUCUUCAAGCAAAUGUGUCUGAAAAAACAGACACGCCUCACAAGGAUGGCACCACGCUUAUGCUGGAGAUAAACUCUUCAAUCCGAACUAGUGCAUUGUCUACAGAGAGAAAUAACAAGGAAAACGCUCGAAUAGAAGAGGAAAAGGACACCAAAAAUGGAAGCCCAGGGAGGACAGAACUACAAGAUAAAAAGCUUGAAGUGGAACACAAAAUUAGUCAUUCGUUGAAGCAAGGUAACCACGAUGAUGCCGAUGACGAUGAGCUAAAUUCAGCAAUCCGAAAUGCAUUGGGAAACAUUUUUGAAAAUGAAACGCAAGAUAAUUCUCUGGAUAACAAAGGUGUGCUUGAAAAAGCAGAAAAAGAGAAAACAGAAAGACCAGUGAAUCACGAUGAAGCCUCCUCAUUCAUAGAAAAUAGAUCAGUAACCACUCGGAAUGAGCCGAAAAUUCUGCUACCCAAGAAUCAACCAAAUGAUCAAGAGGGAGUCAAGAAUGCUCCAAAUGUGGUAGCUAGAGAGGAUGUUCCCACUUUGAAGAAGAGUCGACUGCAACCACUAACCGAUUUGACUGCGGUUUCAGAUGAAAAUCUAGAUGAGAAUUUAAAAGGCAUAAUAGGUCACGCAUUCGAUCAAGUAUUUGGCAAACAGUCGUCUCGAGAUAACAACUCGUAUGGGGAACCAAGAUAUACAGUUGAAAACAAAGCGCAUCAGAUACUGGUUCCUGAUCCUACAAAGUCAGAGAGUCAUAGGGGGCCAGCUCCUAGACAUGAGCUACGUUAUUCAGCGGCGGAAGUGAUACGACCUCAGGUUGCACAAUCCGGCUCUCCUGCGACCCAUUCCUCUCUAGUACGAAGUGAAGAGCAGGACCACGACCAAUACUUAGUCGAGGCCAUUGGCGCAGCUUUUAGAUCUAUAGAGGAGCAGGCCACCCCAUCGAAACACAGCAGAGGUCUACAAUCAGGUGCUGGCACUAGGGAUGAUGCGUCCAACUCGAUAGUUGAGGGUAAAAGUAGUGGUAAUAUGAAUACGCCUGUUGUACAAGAGAAAACAAGGGUCGAUGAGACGGCAACUGACCAAGAUAUAGAAGAUGCGAUCGCUGAUGCAUUCAAAAGUGCUAUGCUGAGUGCACAAGUGGGCAACCAUAUCAAGAGCAAGACCGAAGUUCACCAUGCGGUGAAACCAAAGUCUCGCAAGAAAUCAGUUAGAAACUUGACUCACGAAAUUGCGCAACAAGUCCAAGACCGCUUCAAAGAUGAACAUGGCUCGAGUAAGAAGAUAUCACCAAUGGCGCUUUCACUGUAUGGAGAUAGUCCUCUGUAUUCGGGACCAAUUCAGCACAAUCGGACGCUUCAAGCUGCAAUCAAAACCGCUGUCAAAAGUGCUGUUGGUACCGAGAAGGAGGACGCAAUAGUUGACAUUGAGGAGUUACAAAUGAAUGAGAUUAUAGAAAAUGCCCUCAAAAUGGCCGCCGAGAACCCGCAAGAUCUCAUAUCCGGCUUAGAGAUCGAUCACAUUGUUGGUGUGCAUGUGGAGAAAAAGACUGAUAACGAGGAAACUCCACGCAGGGACACCCUCGACCAAGUUAUUGAAAGAAAAGGCAAGGGGAAAAUCCAUAAGCCCGCUAAAGAUCAAUUACGCGUACCACCAUCUCUUGAAGGUAAGUCGAAGUUGAACCACAAGCUGCCCACUCCAGAUAGGAAUAACAAACAAACUGACAUAUCAUCGAGGCUACUAUCGAGAGAGGAUGAUACAAAGAGUUCAUUGCUCUCAAACCCAGAUAUCAAGUCUCAAAUAUCGUCUGUUAUGAGCUCUUUGACUUCAAAGAUCAACAGCGGGGAGCUUGCUGAUACAAAUAUCUUGUUCACAAUACGUCAAAUAACCGAAGAAUUAGCUUCUGGUGGGACGUUAACUAGCUUCUUGUCAAACCAAGCAUCUCUGACCGCAACCACGCCGGCUACUGAAAAAGAAGAUCGACAGAUACUUGCUAAUGCAUUGGGUAUGGCUCGUAUUUUCCUUCUCGAAUUUGCAACUAAAUCGCACGUGCAAGAAAAGUCAGUGAGUGAAAUGAACACAAUGAUAUCCAAUUUGAAUGAAGAUUUCUCAUCUCCCAGCUUGGAGCUUUCGAUUGAACGAGCCGAGUUUAUUUCCUCAAUUGCCAAUGCCACCUUAACAACACUUGUUGACAAUACCGCUGAUAUACAGUAUUCGGCCGAGGUUUUCAACGAAGUUGAAGAGUUUAGAAACUCCUCUCCCGAGGCUCGUAGAAGAACGAGAAUUGGUAAUCGAGAGAGAAAGAAAAAAUGGAGAGAAGAAAAUGCGGAACGGAAUAGAAUCAUUGAAAUAAGGACUAGAGUUUUGAAGAAGGCAUUGACUGAGUUUGGCGAGGAGGACACUCCAGACAAAUUGGAGUGGAUAGAGUCAGAGAUUAAACGGAGGAAAGAACGAAGAUAUGCCCGAGUUCAAACCGAUGAGGAGAAAACAGAAGGGGUACUGAAAACUGAGAAGACCAAAUCACAGGAUGUACAAGGAAAAGUGCAGCAUGUUUCGCAAGACAAGCGUUUGAUCCACCAAGUUAAGGACGUGGUGAAAAUAUUCUUUGAAAAACCAGACAAUCUGAAAAGCUCAUCGGACUUGAUUACAGUAUCGAGUGUGCUUGGAGCAUUAUCGUUGAUAUAUUCUGAAACAGUCAAAUUCGAUGAAGAGAUUAUGUUGGCUGGAAUGAAGGCGAUAUUGAAAGCCAUCACUACACGUGUACAUAUCCUCGAUGGCCAUAAAAGCAGGUUAAGCCUGGAAGCGUUGCGGACAGAAUCGUCCAAGCGAAGGUUAUCAGAGAUCUUAUUCAAUGCAAAGCGUUUAAAAGUGGAUCCAGAUAUCGUUACGUCCAUCAGUAAUAAGCCGCCACAAUCAAUGAGUAUCUCCGAUGGCAUAAUGAGCAAGCCGAGCCUACAACUACCUCGAGACUCCCCAUUUAUAUCGCACAAGGUAGGUGGUGCAAAUGCCAGUGCAUCCACUACAGGCUUGCGAAAGCCAGGAUCAUUUCAAAAACCCAAACCAUUUGAAAAUCCGAGGAAAGACAAACGCAGCGGGGGCAGUUUAAGCUCCCCAAAGUUGUACUCGACUACGUAG
Lodderomyces theae is the source of this 3606-nucleotide messenger RNA. RefSeq lists its product as uncharacterized. NCBI's taxonomy places the organism in Eukaryota, Fungi, Ascomycota, Pichiomycetes, Serinales, Debaryomycetaceae. The transcript has a single exon. The record is from RefSeq and is a predicted model, not a curated record. The coding region runs from base 1 to 3606 and encodes 1201 amino acids.